AUGAAAUCAAGAAGAACCCACUACGAAAUACUGAAUGUUACUUCUCAAAGUACAUUGUUAGAAAUAAAACAGGCAUAUAAAGAACUACUACUUAAUACACAUCCUGAUAAGAUUCAAUCAAAUAAUACACAUAAGAUCAAUAAGAUACAUAGUCUCGAUGACAUUAAAGAAGCAUAUAGAGUGCUAGGGGAUGAUAAACUGAGGAAACAAUAUGAUACGGAACUUUUAGAAGAUGGGAAAAGAAAAGGUAUAUAUAAAUUCGGAGAUGGGGUUGAUGAGGUUUCAUUGGAUACUUUUGAAACUGUCGAACAUACACAUAAUGAUGGUACUGAAUCAGAUAUAUGGCAUUACUAUAGAAAAUGUCCAAGAUGCCAAGUUGCGGAUGGGUUUAAACUCGACGAUAAUUUACUUGAAGAAUUUGCCGUGGUUUGUGAGAAUAGAGAUGAUGGAAUGUAUCAAGUCCUUAUUCAAUGUGAUUCAUGUAGUUUAUGGCUAAAAGUUCAGUUUUUUGCAGCUGAUGAGGAAGAACAAGAUUGA
Molecule: messenger RNA, 537 nt
Organism: Maudiozyma saulgeensis
Lineage: Eukaryota; Fungi; Ascomycota; Saccharomycetes; Saccharomycetales; Saccharomycetaceae
Source: the annotation of a GenBank genome assembly